Molecule: messenger RNA, 185 nt
Organism: Umbelopsis ramanniana AG
Lineage: Eukaryota; Fungi; Mucoromycota; Umbelopsidomycetes; Umbelopsidales; Umbelopsidaceae
Exons: 1
Coding region: 23-184 (53 amino acids)
Source: RefSeq, a predicted model, not a curated record
CAAAUUUGUUUAUGCUCCGUUAAUGAGGCUAGGUAUCACCUACUUACCGUGUGUCAUUCAUCGCAUGGUCAGAGUUAUUGACAGUGUAAACCACGUUGAUCGGAUUACUACGGCUAGAAUAUACAGUUGUGUUACAUGUAUAAAUCAAUACCUUACGGAUCCAACGUGGUACUCAACAAAUUAGC